Trichomonas vaginalis G3 is the source of this 432-nucleotide messenger RNA. RefSeq lists its product as uncharacterized. The coding region runs from base 1 to 432 and encodes 143 amino acids. The transcript has a single exon. Lineage: Eukaryota; Parabasalia; Trichomonadida; Trichomonadidae. The record is from RefSeq and is a predicted model, not a curated record.
AUGAAAAUCAAUGAAUUGGAAGUCGGUAAACGAAUGAUUAUCGCAGAUACAAACUGGAUGGAUAGGGAUUUUACUUUCACCAGGUUAGUAAUUUCAAGGGUUUCAAAGAAGCUUUUCAGUCUUGUUCAAACAAAUUCCACUGACACAUGUAUCAUGAAACACUCAAUUGUUCCAAUCGACUACAAGCCGCGCUUUCCAAAACCUGAUCUUCCAAAUGGAGACCCGAAGUCAUUUUACUUGCUUGGAUAUAUUGACAAACCAUUUGAUGAAUCAAAUACUCUAAGAGCAAGAAAGGUUUUCUAUUAUGCUGAGCAGUACGAGAUAAGCAGAUCCUUCUCUUUCUACAAUCGUCUUCGUAAGUAUUUCCUUAGUUUCGAAAUAAUUAAGAGGAUAAAUCAAAUCCGCGAAUAUUUAAAUCAAUAUCCAAAUUAG